Messenger RNA from Linum tenue, 610 nucleotides. The record is from the annotation of a GenBank genome assembly. NCBI's taxonomy places the organism in Eukaryota, Viridiplantae, Streptophyta, Magnoliopsida, Malpighiales, Linaceae.
AAUGUCAAGUUAAAAUGAUUGCUGGGAUCAAAAGGCUGAUCCAAAUGGUCUGAAAUUUGGAUAUGUUGUAGCCCUAUGAAUAUAGUUUCAGUAGCAACAAGAAUCAACGGAUUUGGUUAAGUAUCAAGGGAGAAAUGAUCAAAAUGAGGAAGCAUGGUAAAGUGUACAAUCGUAUGACUUCCCUUGUGGUCUUAUUGACAUGCAUGAAUAUAACCAUGAUUAUGAUGAUUGUAUACGUGUCUUGGUGCUUGAAUAACCUGGAAAUCUUGUACAUAAAGGUAAGGAUCAAGCCGGGGGCUCAUCCAAAGGCAAGGGCAUAGCCGAGUGAAGACAAAGCUAUCAAGAUCAGAAGUAAGGUCUGUACUGUAGAUAUCGGGACUCAAGCGUGAAGGGAAGCCAUGAGGUGGGCGGAGGACUCCGAACUCCUUAAAUGUUUUAUGUUGUGUGGAUUUUGUAAUAAAGCGGACUUCCCCGGUUUUCUGUUUUGACUCUGAUGAAAAUGUAAAUUAUGGUUUGAAGUUUGAGAAAAAAAAAUAUAUGUAGAGCUCGGGCCCGAGAAUGUUUAAACUUGAUGUAUUUUACUGUUUCGUUUUGUAAUAUAAAGUAAGGG